Messenger RNA from Uranotaenia lowii, 505 nucleotides. RefSeq lists its product as uncharacterized. Bases 63 to 458 code for a protein of 131 amino acids. The record is from RefSeq and is a predicted model, not a curated record. The transcript is spliced from 2 exons. NCBI's taxonomy places the organism in Eukaryota, Metazoa, Arthropoda, Insecta, Diptera, Culicidae.
AUCGUGUUCUUAUUUCGCAAAAUUUAAUCCGCGAGCCAUCGAAGAAUCAUCUGACCGCAACAAUGAAGGUGUUCAUUGCAUUGCUGAUCGCAUCGAUGGCCAUCGCUAAUAGCUGCCAGGGUUCGGUAAUUUCUUCGUCGGUGUGGCCACCAUAUUCCACGGCCUGGAAUCACUGGAACGGAUGGAAUCCUUGGAAUGCCUUGGGAUUCCCGUAUACGGAGUGGCCGUCCUAUGCCUAUGGUGGACCAUACGGCUACAAGACUGUGGUUCAAGCUAAUUGGGGAAAACCCGGUUAUCCUUGGAGUGGAUAUCCGUGGUCUGCCUAUGGAGCUGCCGGCUAUUAUGGAUGGGGUCCUUAUGGAAAGGCUGUAGUUCCGGUUGAUAAAAUGGUGGCAGCAACUCCAGGAUCGUUGCAUAUCGCUCCGGUACCUGUAGGUGGAAUAAAGGCUGUUUACUAAAAGUGAUUUGGAAAGUUACACAGUUUAUGGAAAUUGAAUAAAGGACA